CUGAUUACACUGACAACAAUUCAGGAUGCAAAGUUCAUUGAGAUUUUUUACAAAAUUUAGACAGUCAUGCAGCGUGGCAUUCAGGUUUUUGAGGUCCCAGAGGAAGGAAUCAUAUAAACAUUUCAAGAAAAUCCAAUAUCCAUUGUUUCCUGUACUGGCAUUCCAUCCUUUUGCAACAGUGCAUGCCUUAAGUUUUGGAUUUGGCAAGAAAGAAGAGGUAAAAGAGAAAGAAUUGACCAAAGAAGAAUUAAUUAUUAUAGAAGCUGAUAAAAUUUAUACAGCUAAUGAGAUACUUAAACUGUAUGAUUUUCUGAUUCAGUACAAGGAUUGUAAGAAUGAUGAAAUUUUGUGGAGAUUGGCCAGGGCUGCGAGCGAUAAAGGAAAACUAGUUCAAAACACCAACGAAAAGAAAGCCUGUUUCUUUGAAGCCUUUGAAUACGUCAAGAAAGCUCUAGAAUUAAAUGACAAUAAUUUUGCGUCUCACAAAUGGUAUGCCAUACUUCUAGAUUACACAGCAGAAUAUGAAGGCACGAAAAAAAGAAUUUCAAAUGCCUUUCAUGUGAAGGAACAUUUAAAGAGAGCCAAUGAAUUAAACCCAAAAGAUGCCACAUCUUUAUACUCUCUUGGAUAUUGGUGUUUUCUGUUUGCAGACAUGCCUUGGUAUCAAAGACAAAUAGCUUCAGCAUUGUUUGCUUCACCGCCAACUUCAACGUAUGAAGAGGCACUAGCUUAUUUUGAAAAAGCAGAAGAAACAGAUCCCAAUUUCUACAGUAUGAACUUAUUAAUGUUAGGGAAAACUUACAUCAGGAUGAAGAACCAUAAUAUGGCACUGAAAUAUUUAACUAGAGCAAAAGAUCAUCCUAUGAAUAAACCAGAUGAUGAAAAGGCUCACAAAGAGGCUCUGGAAUUAUUAAAAAGUAUGGGUGUGAAAUUAGAGGACCAGCAAUAAAAAUGACUUGAUAUUAUAAGGCUGUUCACUGAUGUGUAGGAAAUUCAUACAAUUAACUUUUUUAUAGACUACUCAUCUGGCUCUUGAAGUUUCUUUUAAACUCAGGUGUGAAACUUAUGGUGCAAUUGUUCAAAUCAAUAACUAUGUACAAUUUUCAAAAUACAUGUAGUAUUUUACAAUUUACCAAUUUAAAAUGUCUGUAUUAAACAGUUAUUUAUUUGUG
Molecule: messenger RNA, 1172 nt
Organism: Mytilus californianus (California mussel)
Lineage: Eukaryota; Metazoa; Mollusca; Bivalvia; Mytilida; Mytilidae
Product: regulator of microtubule dynamics protein 1-like
Exons: 1
Coding region: 26-949 (307 amino acids)
Cellular component (GO): spindle microtubule; mitotic spindle pole; cytoplasm
Molecular function (GO): microtubule binding
Source: RefSeq, a predicted model, not a curated record